CUUUUCACAGUAACGCAUUACUUUUUGGUGUAAGUAACUGAGUUAGUAACUGAGUUACUUUUGAAAUGAAGUAACUAGUAACUGAAACUAGUUACUGCUUUUCAGUAACUAACCCAACACUGAUUACUGGUUUGCAAAAAAACAUUUUUAACCCAAAUAGGUGAAAUUAGAUCAUCUCCCACGGCACAGUGGUUGGCAAACACUGCUAUACAGUAUGCGCACCCCCCCCCCCAACCUCGCUCUGCACUCUACUACGAGUCGGGAGAGAGUGCGCAUGCGCACUGUCUCUGAGCAGCCGGUCAGGGAGGAGGAGAGAAAAAAAAAAAAAAAAAAAAAAAAGAGAGAAGCUGAAUGUGCCAACGGAUGCAAUCAAGAGCGACGUAAUUGUCCUCACAAUUAUCUUUUUACCCUUUUGUCGCUGUGCAUACAUGGUGGAAUUCCCAUGGGAUCAGAGCCGAUGGAGAUGCGAAAGAGGCAGAUGUCGGUGCAGCAGGAGUCGGCUGCGGGAGGAACCGCAGCAACCCAGCAGGGCCAGGCGGACCAGGCCAACCCGCGGGUGUCCAACGCUUGCUGCUUCUGCUGGUGCUGCUGCUGUAGCUGCUCCUGGAACGAGGACAGAGACGACAGGAACCGAAAGACAUCCUACGACGUCAAAGAAGGGACAGUAGACUGUGAAGACUGCCCCAAGCCCACGCUGGAGGAGGUGCACUCGUGGGCCCAGUCCUUCGACAAGCUGAUGUGCUGCCCUGCUGGGAGGAACUCCUUUCGCCAGUUCCUGCGCACCGAGUUCAGCGAGGAGAACAUGCUCUUCUGGCUGGCGUGCCAGGAGUUUGGCAAGGAGGGCAACAAAAGCGCUAUUGAGGAGAAGGCCCGGGUCAUCUACGAGGACUACAUCUCCAUCCUCUCCCCGAAAGAGGUGAGCCUGGACUCCCGCGUGCGCGAGUCCAUCAACCGGAGCAUACAGGAGCCCACCUCGCACACCUUCGACGACGCCCAGCUGCAGAUCUACACCCUCAUGCAAAGAGACUCGUACCCCCGCUACAUGAACUCUGCCGCCUACAAAAACCUGAUCAACGCUCUGUCCGAGCAGUCCCCCGAGUCUUAAGACCCACGUCCUCAACUCCUCUUUUUUUUUUUUUUUGCUUCCUAGUUUCUUUUUUUGUGUGUCCAGUGCGGGAUUGCACCAACCCCGGGAAUCUUAGCUAUCGUGAUCCGCACCUGACCGCCGACACUCAGGUCUCAGCAUCUUGCGAGGGCUCCACAUCACAAGUACUGCUACACGUACUACAUAGCAAAAUACUCCAAAAAUACUUUGGUUUGUUCUUGUUUCUUUUGAUAGAAAUAUUAUAUUUUAUUUCAGGGGGGGGUUUUUUGUAUGUUUUUUUGUACAUCAUUUUUGUUAAGGGGCGUGGUUAUAUAAUGUCUACUUUAUGAUGUAUAUAUAUAU
Messenger RNA from Nerophis lumbriciformis (worm pipefish), 1447 nucleotides. It is a transcript of the gene rgs20, whose product is annotated as regulator of G protein signaling 20. NCBI's taxonomy places the organism in Eukaryota, Metazoa, Chordata, Actinopteri, Syngnathiformes, Syngnathidae. The record is from RefSeq and is a predicted model, not a curated record.